Tribolium madens (black flour beetle) is the source of this 1288-nucleotide messenger RNA. Its product is annotated as putative gustatory receptor 28b. NCBI's taxonomy places the organism in Eukaryota, Metazoa, Arthropoda, Insecta, Coleoptera, Tenebrionidae. Gene Ontology annotation, cellular component: neuronal cell body; dendrite; membrane. The coding region runs from base 1 to 1137 and encodes 378 amino acids. The record is from RefSeq and is a predicted model, not a curated record. Gene Ontology annotation, biological process: sensory perception of taste. The transcript has 6 exons.
AUGGCGAGACAUGUAGAGGAUGUGUUUAAGCCUUGCCUAUACAUUUUUAAAAUUUUUGGUUUAUAUUCAUUGUGUAUAGGGAACGAAGAUGUGAAAAGAGAAAGCAUACUUGGAGUUGUUUGGAGUUUGAUUGUUGUAUUUUGUUGCAUGUCAAACGCUAUUUAUGGAAUUGUACACAGAAAUGUCCAAUUUAAAAGUCUACUUUUAACAUUAAGUGACACCAUAGAAAUUUGUACCGCAUUCACAAAUGCAUCAAUUUCAAUUCUUUUUCUAAUCGUAAUCAGAAAAAAACUUUCAACUUUUUUACAACAACUCAGCAGGUGUGAUGAAGAAUUUCGAAAAUUUCACAAAGAGAAUUAUAAAAAGACAAAGCAAAUGAACAUAAUAAUUGGUUUUAUUCUGGGUUUGAUUUUGGUUCUAAUUAUUUGUACUUACGUUUGGUUUGAUACAACAUUAUACAUGACUGAAAUCAAUUUUGUCAUGAUUGGAGAUGCGAUGGCUUAUUGCUUUCCCUUCAUUAUUGGACUACUUGUAACUGCACAAUUCUCCUUGAUGACUUUAUUGCUCAAGCAACAAUUUGUUUGGAUAAAUGAAAAGCUAAUUGAGACCAAAACAGGCGUGAAUAGCGCAUUAAUCGAUGACGAAGUUAUCAGAACUUUAGAGAAUCUAAGACGGAAACAUGAUAUUUUGAGUAGUUUAGGAUCUCAUCUGAAUAAAAUUUAUUCAGUACCAAUGUUACUAGCAACUUCGCAUCACUUUAUUGUUAUUAUUGUGACGUGUCUCUUGCACUUGCAAGAUUCGAAACCGUUGAAACAAGAUCAUUCGAGAUUACUGUACAACUUGUACGAUUGUUUAGUUAUAGUACUGCACAGUGUUGAAACAGGAGCGAUGGUUAUGAUUUGUUCCAAAACAAGAAAUGAAGCAAAAAAUUCAGCAAAUAUUUUGCAUCAGUUUCCCAAAACGUUUACAGAUAUUGACAGUUUUAUUCAGUUGUUUUCAAUGCAAUUAUUGGAUGAGGAGGUCGAGUUUUGGGCUUGUGGAGUAUUUAUUAUCAAUGAAACUUUAUUGUUCUCGAUGGUUGGCGCAAUCACAUCGUAUUUGAUUAUCGUAUUUCAAAUGGAUAAUGAUAACAAAUAAAACUGUUUUUAUUCAUUGCAUGUUGCAUGUUUGGAAAAUAACAUUUAAACUAAUUGUCGAUACAAAAUGACAAAUAGCCCACAAACCACAAACACUAUAAUUAUUUUAAGCAUGACCUUAUAAACUAAUACAUAAUAAAUAAGACCAAAGA